AUGGUGGUGUUGAAUGCACUAGUGUUGGAGCCACCAGAAGAUUCAUUAGGAAUGGAUGCCAUUGAGAAGCCGGCAUUGAAGGUGAUUAAAGUGUUUGUGGAUGUAUUUUCCAUGGAACCUUCAGAGGUGUUUAUCGAUGCUUCGUUGUUGCAUGAGAGCAUGCUUGUGGAGGGAAAAGAAAACAGGAUUCCGAAUUGGGAUCUUAAUUGUGGGAUGGAGGAAAUGCAAUAUGUUGCCUUAGCACAUUGUCUAGAUACUUGGAGGAUGUACUUGUCGCAUUGUAGGUUUCUUGAAAGGACAUGCGUGAUGCACAAUCACAUAUACAUCAUGGGCACAAUUUGUGCCAACUUAGACAUCUAUAUAGAUGUGAUGGAAAAGUUCAACUUCGAGUUGUCUUACGUAUCCUUGAGGCAUAGGGACCUUGAGAAUCAGUUUGGUGAGAUCAUGGUAGAGGUGGAGCAAUUCAUUUCUUUGGCGUCGGAUCCUUCGGCAAGUGAAUUAGAUGAGGACUCGUGGGUUAGUAUGGCAAUUGAUAGCAUCGUGAGAGAUUAUAUGUUUGCAAAAGGGGCUGAAAACCUAGAGGCUAAAGAGGAGCCUCAAGAGAUGGUUAAGGCUAAGGAAGAGCAUAUGGAAAAUUCCAAUGAAGAAGUCGUUCGAGUAGAGCCAAGUGAUGUGGAGAUGAGUGGAAGCCACCAAGGAGUUGAGCCAACAAGGGCGUGA
Molecule: messenger RNA, 720 nt
Organism: Prunus armeniaca (apricot)
Lineage: Eukaryota; Viridiplantae; Streptophyta; Magnoliopsida; Rosales; Rosaceae
Source: the annotation of a GenBank genome assembly